This is a messenger RNA of Exserohilum turcica Et28A, 1705 nucleotides long. RefSeq lists its product as uncharacterized. Lineage: Eukaryota; Fungi; Ascomycota; Dothideomycetes; Pleosporales; Pleosporaceae. The record is from RefSeq and is a predicted model, not a curated record. The transcript is spliced from 2 exons. Gene Ontology annotation, biological process: regulation of transcription by RNA polymerase II. Bases 7 to 1209 code for a protein of 400 amino acids. Gene Ontology annotation, molecular function: DNA-binding transcription activator activity, RNA polymerase II-specific; zinc ion binding.
ACGACUAUGGCGGAACAACGCGUCGCCAAGCGCAAGACGCACACCAAGUCUCGGAAAGGAUGUUUCCAAUGCAAGCAACGACACACCAAAUGCAACGAAGCGCGGCCACGAUGCGCCAACUGCGUUCGCUUGGACAUUCAUUGCACUUUCCCGACAGUACCCGGCAGCUACUCGACGCCUCAACCACCAAUCUCCGGCGCAAACUCACCACUUGCCGAGCCUUUUGCUGCCGAGAGCCCAGCUGCAGCGCAAAGUAGUCCCGAGCUCCCUUUGGCUGAUCUCAAGUUGCUGCAUCACUGGACCACGACAUGCGCCAUGUCCUUGCACCCCAACCCUGCAAAACGGAGUGCUUUUUGGAAAGAAGAAUUCGUCGAACUAGGCUUUGAACAUCCCUUCCUUCUUCGCGGCUUCCUGGCUCUCUCUGCCGUUCACCAAGCAUCCUUGCUUCCAACCAAAGAUCGGCAGGACCUCCUACUCCAAGCCGAUUCCCACAUCAGCCGCGCUUUGGACACAUACAGGAAAAAUCUAGAGACGCCCAAACUCGAGUUAGCUCUACCCAUGUUUUUAUUGUCUUCUGUCCUCCUAACCUACAACUUUGGUUCGGCACUACUCGAGCAACCCGAAGAUCCCAUCAGCGCACUUCAUCAUUGUUUUAUGCUGCUUCAAGGUAUCAAGGUCGUCGUCAUGCCUCACUGGGAUCAACUAAAAGAUACGGUGAUUUUUGAGCAAAUGACGGACCUGUCCAAUCAAGAAGACCUGAGGGCGCUAGAUGAACUUGCCGGGGACGACAGGCCCCAGGAAAUACUCCGUCUGAAUGAGCUUACCGAGUUGCUACUAGACAGCCAGGACAAGGAAGUCUGUGCAAAAGCCAUCGACAGCCUCCACAACAUAUAUGUCCGCUUCCGCCACCUACCUCCCGAUCGCGAUGAGUACUCCCUUCUUUUUGUCUGGUCAGCUCAGCUGAGCAGCCAUUUUCUCGAUCUUCUCGCAGCACACAAUCCUGUAACAUGCAUCAUCACUACUCACUUUGUUGCUCUGCUGGCUCAGAGUCGUGAGGUGUGGUGGGUCUCCAAAUGGCCACGUUGGAUACUCGCAGCAUCAGAACUGCUGUUAGCAGCGACACCUGAUCUUCUUCAAUGGUUGGAAUGGCCGCGCAGCAUUAUCGGACAACAGAUCUGGAGCUCAACACCCACCCCGGCUACCAUCUGAGCCCAUAUGAUGCUUUGCAGCCAUGACUGGACCCAAUCUAGGCAUCACCACAGCCGACUCUUAUUCUGUUAUUCCCCACUACCAGGUCCCCAAGCUCACCUGGUACAUCUAGUCUGCCACAACCGUCAGGCUGACCAAAAGCAGUAGCAGAUUCCGCAUCGCUCUACGCGAAACACGUAGAGCAAUGUAUGAAUAAAAAAAAGAGGGAGACCGCACAAAGUCCGAGUCGCCCCGAGCCAACAAAAAAUCGACAAGUCGAUGAAAGCGCGUGUGCGAAAGAGCCAAAUGCAGGAGGGGCCGGGGCAGUGCAAUCUUAUACCACCCCAUAGCGACACUAGUGCAUAUUCCAUAAUACGGCCGAUACGCGCUCCUUCGCUCGGUAAUCGCGGCAUCGUCCGUGCUUCGCCGCCCAACUUCACACCCAGCGGGGGCGUCUUUGUCCACGAAAUGGAACGCCGCCAACGACUGAGACAAGUCAUGCGCUCUUCAACCUCCC